Molecule: messenger RNA, 7646 nt
Organism: Pelmatolapia mariae (spotted tilapia)
Lineage: Eukaryota; Metazoa; Chordata; Actinopteri; Cichliformes; Cichlidae
Gene: dlc1
Product: DLC1 Rho GTPase activating protein
Exons: 18
Coding region: 512-6109 (1865 amino acids)
Biological process (GO): signal transduction; actin cytoskeleton organization; regulation of Rho protein signal transduction
Cellular component (GO): focal adhesion; membrane raft
Molecular function (GO): protein binding; GTPase activator activity; lipid binding
Source: RefSeq, a predicted model, not a curated record
AACCAUAAUGUGAUCAAGAUGGAAGUUGUCCAUGGACUUUUCACUGCUUCCCGGCUUUCUGCCUUCCUCUGGGGGCUUCACUGCCUGUCCAACAGUUUUACAGCGAAGAUACUGACUCGAGUCUAGAAAAAGGCUCGUAGAAGCUUAAAGUAAGGACUUCUUGCUUGGAAAGAGUGAAGUUAAAUUUCCCAAACGUGGACAGAUUUCAUUUGAUGGAUGAAUGAAAAGUCAGCUUGAGAAACAUCUCUUGGCAAACUGCAUUUCAGGAACUAAUUGAUCUGCAAUCUUUGGUUUGGAUUAUAUAUUCCACUUCUGGAUUUCCACAAAAGCUUUCAGAUUAUGUUGCUAAACAAUGUGUCAUCACUGGAGUAUUUAUGAGAAGUAAACAUCAGUGUUCCUCCACUGUAGAAUGUGGAGUUCGGCUGUCAGCUGUUCGUUGGAGUGCAAAUCUGGUCCUUCUAUUUAACCUGGCAUCAAAAGCAGCUUUAUGGGAUAGCAUUGGCUGCCCAUCAUGCCAGUAGCCAUACGUAAAAGAAGCUGGGAGGAGCAUGUGACUCACCCGUCAGGAUUACAGUACAGCUAUGAUGAUCUGGAUCUCGUCUGCUGUCAUGGGGUCAAAGGCGAUGGGCUAUGGAUGGGUUCUGCGGGUUCCAAACAAGGUAGACGGGCAAGGUGUUCCUCUAUGCCAGAGGGAUGCCACCAGCUGCCUAUAGAUGACCCUGCUCAGACUUGUGAAGGUGGAGCUUCUGUGAUGAAUGAUGAUACUGAACCGGAACACUUAAAACUAAUGGAAAACAAUGGAAAGGAUUUGCAGGAGUCAGUGGAUCGGUCUUAUGAGUUGGUGGGUGCUGGCAUACUCCCAAAGACUGACUCUGACUCAGAGGAUCUCCAAACCACAAGCCCUGGGAAUUUUGGAGAGUUUUGUAAUUCAAACAGUGGUAUGUCUAGUGCAAAUAUUUCUUGUGCAACUGAUAGCAGUGAUAAGACUAUCGAUAAUAAAAGUGAUUUGGGCACAGAAAGUUGCCAGAAUCACAGCAUGUGCGAUGACAGUCUCUUUAAAAGUGCACAUAUCUCUCACCAACAAUACGUCUCUAUCUCUUCCAACAAUGUGCCUCCAUUGUCUGAAUGUGCUGGUGAGCAACCUGGCAAAGUUCCAAACCAUCAGGAUACAAAGGGGAGCCAUAGAGAGGGUUACAGCAGACCUCCUGAAAUCACUGGGGCCACAGUAAACUGGUGCUCUGCUGGCGAACAGGAACCUCAAACCGACCUCCCAGAUGUUGAAGAAAGCAAGACUGUCAUCUCUGACCAGCCUGGUAUGAAUGCUCUGCUAAGCUCAGCAAAUAUGGAGGGUGGUGAAGCACUGUCGCUAAUCAACAAAACUGUGGAAUCAUUAGUAGCAGAUGGAGAAUGUGACAAAGGAAUAUCUGAGAGCCGGAGUGCAUGUUCUGCUGACAAGCAAGAUGGAUUGAGUGACCUAGAAACUCUAAAUGAAAAUACAGGACUGAGCUGUCUCUCAAGAGUCACUAUAGGAGAAGAGCGGGACCAUGAAGACUGUGCUGGACCGUUGGAUAAGGAUCAUGGUUGGGAAAUAUCCAACCAGACAUUGUUGGAGCAGCACAAUGUUGAAAUGUUAGCGGAGAGCAGGCCCCAGGGAGAGAAAAGUGCACAAGCAGAAAGCAGCGAGAAAAAAGGACACGUCAGACCUAUUGAAUCAUCUGAUGUUAGUGUCAUAAAUCAGUGCUGCUCUUUAAUGGCAGACAGCAAUGUGUCAUCUAAACAAAUGAAUUCUGGACAUGCAGGAGAUGCCAUUGGGACAAACACGACACAGUGUGCAGAUAAGGAUGUGAAAGGUUCUGUAAGUCAGUCACUGGGAAAUACUGACCAAAGUUUAGGUCCUGUUAGUGAGGAUCUCGCCAUUCCUCAUCAGACAGAAUAUAGUUGUUCAAAACUGGACACUAUACCAGAGAUCAGCCCUGUGGAGGCAAAAGACAGCUCUCUACUUCAUGCUCAAAAGAAUAAUGAUGUUAACAGUACCCCAAAUCCAGCUGCUGAGCACUGCUGUUUGGAUGAUAAACACGAGGUUGCUGAACAACACACGCAAAACCUGCCACCAUGCUCUACAGAGGUCAACGAGGGACUCCAUGGUAACCGAGCCUCAGGUCCUCACUUCAGUGAGUCACCUGCCUCUGAGGUGGCAGAUGGUCACAGAGAACACCACCAGCCAGGAGCCACAAUGGAGGAGUCAAGGGAAGACGUACGUUCAGUUAUAUGCAACGAUACACAAGACGGCAGUUUGGCUUUAGAUGGAACAUAUGAGCAUGCAGAUCAGAAAGAAGACAACGUGUUCAAAGUGCGGCUGAGAAAGCAUGGGCAUGCUCGCUUGGACUCGAUGGUGCUGCUGCUGAUGAAGUUGGACCAGCUAGAUCAGGAAAUUGAGAAUGCCCUCAGUGCUACUUCCUCCAUGGACAGCACAGCCACCUUCCAUCGACGGCAUCACCCGGAGUUUGAUUUAGGAUCCUCUUCAGCAACGUCACAACCACCCACACAUCCACAUGCUGCUGUUGUUGCUGCUGCUGCUGCUUUGUCUUCGGGAUCUCCACAAGCCCUUGGAGCAAAGCCUAAGAGUGGGAGCACCCCCGUUGUUCCUGAGAAAGAAAAAGCUGAGAUCGAAGCCAAAGAGGCCUGCACGUGGCUCCGAGCUGCAGGGUUCCCUCAAUACGCCCAACUUUAUGAAGACGCCCAGUUUCCCAUUGACAUUUCUUCAGUCACCAAGGACCACGACUUCCUCGAUCGGGAUGCUAUUGAGGCUCUCUGCAGGAGACUGAACACCCUCAAUAAGUGCGCUUUAAUGAGACUGGAGAUUUCGCCACAAAGAAAAAGAAGUGAGGACUCAGAUGAGGAUGAGCCUUGUGCCAUCAGUGGACGCUGGACCUUCCAGAGGGACAGCAAGCGCUGGUCUCGGAUGGAGGAGCUGGAGGUUUUCUCCGCGCUGCCCACAGAUGCCUGCCAGCCCCCUUUUCCCAAGGACCAAGCAUCCCAGAAGGGCAAGCUCACCCUCCGAGAAGGCAACAGCUCGGAGAGUGUGCUGACCGACCUCAGUGAACAGCCCGAAGUCGGCUCCAUCCACAGCAGUGGGAGUGGAGGGAGAGGAGAAGAGAAGACCCACGGUGCUGCUCUGGUAAACGAAGCUGUGCCCCCUAAUGCCACCCGUGCCAGCUCAGUAGCUAGCAUGUGUUCAUCGUCAGGCACGGGUGGGUCAGGAUGUGCCAAUGAGGACUCUCUGUCUGACGGGUUGCCUCCAUCGCCCCUAGAGACCCUCAGGCAGUUCACCUUCGAUGUAAAGACGGGGGUUGCUGGACGAGGGGGAAGUCUGGACCGAGGAUCCGGCAGCAGCAAAAGCACACGUUCAAGAGCUAAGAGCUUUCUCAAGAGGAUGGAGAGUCUGCGGCUCCGCAGUGGCAGUUCCUCUAAGAGAAAGAAGAAGGGGGGCACCAGCGGAGGCAAAAUAGAAAUCAGCGGCCCUGUCGUCAAAGAGGGUCUCGAUGAUGACAAACUGCGGAGGCUCAACUGCGUGGAUAUCUCCAGUCUCAACCUCAACCAGAAUCUUAAUCACCAUCGCAAUCCUGCCCAGACUAUGACACUUAACCGCAAUCGCUCUGUAUCCUACUCCACUCAGACCAGCAACGGAAGUACUGGAAGUACUGGGAGCAGCCAGUCGGAAGCUAGCAGCGGGAGUGCGGUGAGCACACCGAGCCCAGUGACUCGAGCUCGCAGCCACAGUGCGGCGGCGACCUCCAGUAAGCGAGGGGGCAUGUAUUUGGAAGGUUUUGAUCCUUUCAGCCUCCUGCAGCAAGCUUCAGAUCAGAAGCAAGCUCCCAAAUCUGCCCCACCCAUCCCCUGCCACGCUAGUAAUGGGAUGACAGUUGAUGAGCAGAACCGCAAGAACAACUACAGCGUGCAAGACAACAGCAGACAAGUGGAAGAGGAAGAGGAGGGCAUGAUCUUUUUCUAUUUACCAGAAGGCCAUAAGCCUGGAACCUUUCCCAAGGCCCUCCAGGAUGGGAGUUCACGCACUAAUGAUAAUGGAAACUCUGUGAUCCUCAGGGGACGGCACAGCAGACGUCAACGCCGUGGCUCAUCGGGCUCGGUCGACAGCCGUCUGAGUUUUUAUGACAACGUCCCUUAUACAGAGAGAGAGGAGGGAGAGGAGGAAGAGGGGGAUGAGCACAAAUUAGAGGAAGUGCUUCAACACGUCAGCGGCCUGCAGCGUUUCGUUAAUGCCUGGUCUGAGGAUGCGGCCGGUGAAGAGGAGGAGGAGGAAGAUGAGGAGGAAGAAGGCGACUCGGAUUCAGCGCUGGACUCGGCCUCCCCGUGCCCGUCCUCUCCUCUGCAGAACCGCCUGGAGGAGGCCGAGAACGGAAGCGACCAAGACAGCACAGGAAACCCCUUGGGCGAGGGGGAAGAAGGAAUGAGGGAGAGAAGAGACUCUGGUGUCGGAGCAUCUCUAACCCGAACCAGCAGACCACAGAAACUCCGCUGGCCCAGCUUCCAGAACUCCCAUCGGCCCAGCUUGGCCUCCGCCCAGCUCCAGAUUAGCUGCCAGUCUGUGCUACAGAUGAAUCUGCUGCAGAAGCUCUCCCUUCUGCAGCUCACUGCUCUACUGGAGAAACACACUCCUACAAACAAACAUGGCUUCAGUUGGGCUGUGCCGAAAUUUAUGAAGCGCAUCAAGGUGCGCGACUACAAAGACAGGAAUGUGUUUGGUGUGCCACUACAAGUCAUCGUCCAGCGGACGGGACAGCCCCUGCCUCAAGGAAUUCAGCAGGCCAUGCGCUACUUACGAAAUCAGUGCCUCGACCAGGUGGGUCUUUUCAGGAAAUCGGGCGUAAAAUCUCGUAUCCAAGCCCUCCGUCAGAUGAAUGAAGCGAGCGGCGCCGACGGGGGAGGAGUCAACUACGAGGGCCAGUCAGCUUAUGACGUUGCCGACAUGCUGAAGCAGUACUUCAGAGAUUUACCAGAGCCCUUGCUUACCAGCAAACUUUCAGAGACCUUCCUGCAGAUCUAUCAGUACAUGCCUAAAGAGCUCCGCCUUCAGGCAGCUCGCGCUGCUGUGCUGCUCCUGCCGGAUGAGAAUCGAGAGGCGCUCCGGACGCUGCUGUGUCUGCUCAGUGAUGUGACGGCCAGCGUGGCUGAGAAUCAGAUGACUCCCACCAACCUAGCAGUUUGUCUGGCCCCAUCCGUUUUCCACCUCAACACGCUUCGACGGAAGGAGAGCUCCUCGCCGAGGGUGAUGAACCGGAAGCAGACACUCGGAAAGCCAGACCAGAGGGACCUGAAUGAAAACCUUGCUGCCACUCAUGGCCUGGCGCACAUGAUCCAGGAGUGCAGGAAACUCUUUAGGAUCCCAGAAGAAAUGAAUCGCUGCAGAAACUCGUACAUGGAGCAGGCUUUGCUGCCGCAGCGCUUGGAGGAGCUUGCAGGUGAAGAGGCUGCGCAUGGAGGCUACAGGGCGUACCUACAAGAUAGCCUGGACACUCUCCUCAAAGAGGCUAAAGACAAGUUCAAAGGAUAUGACAGCUGCUCCACGCCAGAGCAUGCUGACCUGGCAUAUAGGAAGGUCCAUGACGGGUAUCCACUGCGGCUGUGGAAAGUAACGGUGGAGGUUCCCGCAGCUCCCGAAGAGGUUUUGACCCGGGUGCUGCGAGAGCAGGGACACUGGGAUGAGGACCUGCUCGAGAGCCGUGUAGUGGACACCCUUGAUGACAGGACAGAGGUCUACCAGUAUGUCAGGAACUCCAUGGCGCCUCAUCCUACCAGAGACCAUGUCGUGCUCAGAACAUGGGUAACGGACCUGCCAAAGGGAGCAUGUGCACUGGUAUGUACCUCUGUAGACCACGAAGGGGCGUCUGCGGUGGGCGUCCGAGCCAAUGUUCUCACUUCACGCUACUUCAUAGAGCCCUGUGGAGCCAGCAAAUCCCGACUCACGCACAUUUCCCGAACCGACUGCAGGGGUCGUUUCCCAGAGUGGUACAAUAAACUGUAUGGACACUUGUGCGCUGCCGAGGUGGCACGGAUACGAGACUCAUUCACCACACCCAUGGACAAAUGAGAAAGCGGUGUGCAAUUUGGAUGGCGGCAGUUUGGGGGAAUUUUUUGGGGGGUGGGACUUUGACCUCCAUUCCACCAGGGAGGUCAAAGUCCAAGCCUCCAUCCUCACAUCAGGACAAACUCUGGAUCCUGGAUUGAAGGACUUUUUUUUGUGAUUUUUUUCCCCCCUAUGUCCAAACAAGAUUGAUGUUUUUAAACUGUUCUUUUGGGGCCUCCCAGCGUGCUGCCAAGAGGACUCGUGUCAGACAAACAUUUAUCUGGGCCAGAGGAGGCGAUGUUGAUACAGGAUGUAUGGUUUGUCCAAAGGGUGCUAUUGCUUCUGAGAAGCAAAAGAGGGAUUUAAUGUAUGCGUGAGAGCGUGUAUGCGAAAACGGCAGUUAACACAGAUUCGUCAUACUGGUUUCCAGUAGCAGAAAAAUGUGUACAUAAAGUAGUCUGUUCAGAGUAAAGGUCGGCGUAUGUCCUGCGUUACCUCUGUCCCCUUUUUUUCUGUUACAGCAAAGCACAGCAGACAUUAUUAUGGUCAGCCGAUUGAUAAAUCCACGGGUGAAGAAAGACGGUGAUGCGCAGACUGAGCGGAGACAAUAGAUAGGAUGUUGUGAGACGACAGGUGGCCGGUAGCACAAAGGGUUUUAGUGUUUUAGGGUAGAGACAGACGAGUACUGGUGGCUGGCUCACCAAAAAGAGAGGAACGAUCAAAGGAAGGGCCUCAUUUACUAACAUACAGACAUACGGCACAUGUCUCUCGAGCGUGUGAUGCCAUUGUUUGCGUUCUCGGAGAUGCAUAGGCACACUUUAUGGAUGUCAGGAACCGAAACGCAAGACCAAACAGAUUUAAUGGACCAAUUUUUUUUAAAAACCCAAGAUGAAAACAGUAGAUUCCCCACAGUGAGCUUUUCCUCACCGUUACAAGUGUUAGAUUUGUUUAAAGCACAGCACAGUUUUUGAGAUUUUAGGCUUGUAUGCUAUCAAAGUUUUUAAAAACAUAUAAUGCUUUCACAGUCGCUUUGAUGUAGACGAGAACAGAAAGGUAGUCUGACAGGAAAAGUAGAGGAAAAAAAAGAGGGGUCCUUUUAUAAAGGUGGUGAUUUUACAGGUUUUACUGUAAAGAGGAGGGCAGACUGAAUGUGUGAAUUUGAAGGAAGGAAAAUAUCUUUGCGUGAGCUUCUUUCGCUGUGCUGUCUCAUCUGUGUUCAAAAAAUAAAGACAUUGUAUCAGCUGACCUUCACUCGUAACACUCAUGCUUAAAUCUGAGGUUGUGCGUUGUUCGCGCUGACGUGUCUGAUUAAUCCACUAAGCCAUCGUUCGCAUCGCAAGUGUUUUAACUGUGUCUCUGCCAAAUAAUAAUGCAUGACAAUGACAGUUAAUUUAAAGCCAAUAUAUUUAUACCUCAGAUAUAUGUUUGUUUUGUAUCAUACUGUUUUAUUUUUAUUUUAUUGUACAUGUUAAGCUUUGUGUUACGUAAAUGAAAAUGUUUUAUCUUUUUUAAUAAUAUUAUUUCUGUACAGGUUAAUCAAAGUGCACUAUUAAAUGUAUUA